This is a messenger RNA of Paramecium tetraurelia, 2028 nucleotides long. RefSeq lists its product as uncharacterized. The transcript has 6 exons. The record is from RefSeq and is a predicted model, not a curated record. NCBI's taxonomy places the organism in Eukaryota, Ciliophora, Oligohymenophorea, Peniculida, Parameciidae.
AUGCAGUAAUAAUAAUAGCAAUUAAGAUCAUCUUAAAUUAGAAGGCAAUCGUCCAACAGUGCACUUGAUGAGCCAUUCCUAAAAUUUUUAGCUGAGAGCAAUUAUUUGGAGAGUGAACAAUCAUCACAAGAAAAACAUCAAAAAUUAACAAAAUGCAAAACUGAACAUUCACUUUAGCCAAUUUAGUUCAUCAACUCCAAUUCAUUUACUGUUAGCGAUAAAAAAUUUUCAUUCCCAUCAAAUGAAAUUCUUGAAUGGGAAACUCUAUAAAUAACUUUGCCACCAGAAGUUUACCAAUUUCUGUUGUAUAUGAAAACCCAAUGCAGCAAUGGUACCAUCGUUUACACAAACGAAUAAAUAUAAGGUUUGUUAGAUGAUAAUAGAUAUAUCCAAAAUAGUAAAAAUUAAUUAGAUUUUUUUUAAAAAUUGAUCGAUAAAGGAUGGAUAUCAAAAACAACAAGAUUAUUUAAUGAUAUGGCAAUUAACUUUUAUGCAUUAUCAGUUAAGAAGUUAACUUAUGAAAAUUUAGUUUGGAUAAUUAGAUCCAUCAAAAGAGAUUUAAUCACUCCAACUGAAAGAUUGGUACAAAGUAGAAUCAAAGAAUGUUAUGGUUUGAAGUACAAUCGAAUAGAAUGGGAACUAGUUAUGAAUUAGCUCAAAAAUCAAAAACAAUAAAUUAAAUUCCGUUCUUCGAAUGGAAAACUAAUUGAAUUGCCGUUGCUUUAAGUCAAGAACAUUAAGGAUCCAUUGAUACAAGAAGAAACAUAUGGAAUUUAUAUUUAUUAACAAAAUUGGAUUGUUGAAGAUGAAUUUCAACCAGAAUUAGAUAAAAAAUAGGAAUGGACUAUCUUUAUAGAAUUUUUGAUGGACUUUUUUGCUAAAACAAAUGCUUAGAAUAAUAAAAUCUUAAAAGGAGGGAGAUAUGGCUGUGCUCAAUUCAUUAAGUUAUUAGGACCUAAGAAAUUAAGAGAAUUAUCUCUUGGUAGACUAACACUCUAUGUCUAAAUGGCAGUUAAUAAAAAUUAUAUCAGAUAUAACAAAACUAUAUUAAUACAAGAAAGUAGAGAAAAAUCAGAACAUACAACUGAUAGUUCUGUGGAUGGUGAUCCUUAAAUUAAAAUAAGAGUCUAAGAAUUAUAGGAGUAGUUGAUAGAGUUGCUAUUGGAAAAUCCAGAUGGUGUAUCGUUGGCAUAAAUACCUACAUUAUUAAAAGAAAGAGUCAAUUUUGAAUUGAAUUUGAUUGAAUUGGGAUUUCCAAAACUCAAGAAUUUCAUAGAAAGUGUUAAGGAUGUCAUUACAAUUGAAAACAGCGGUCGAAAUAAUUUUAUUGCUAAAUUGAAUUACUCAAAGUUGCCAAAAAAGUAUUAAAAGCACAAAUAAAGUGAAUCAUUUAAUUAGAAAUAUAUUUUCACUGUCUUGUAAAUGAUAAAAACCAUUUUGAGUAAACAUAAAUAUGGAAUCAGCAUUAAUUAACUAUACUAUGAUCUAUCUUAAUAAUUGGGAGAAUGGUUUAAUUAUUAAAGGUUUUAAUGCUAAAGCUUUUUUUAAUUUUUAUAAAAUUAUGCUGAAAAUAUUUUAGUGAUUGUUUGUUAGAAAGGAAAUCAAUACUUAAUUUAUGAAAGAGACUUAAGAUUUCUACCACCUCCAUAACCAACUUAAGAUAUUAAUGAUCAAUAGUUUGAAUAUAUCUUAAGUGAAGCCUUUUAAUGUAGUUUAGGCUUAUCAAUACCAUAAUCUAGUUUCUCAAGUAGUUGGCUUGGUAAGGUUGGAGAUUCUUAAAUUAGAUAAAAGUCACCUCCUCGGAUUGAAGAUUCUCAUUAGGAAAUUAAAGAUAAUCUCAAAUUUAUUGAUGAAUUAUUAGGAAAUGAAAAUAAGUAGAAUGAUACUUAUUCUAUCCAAGAUUGGUCUGAAAAAUCUAUGAAUCCUUUAGGAAUGAUCAGCUCAAUUAAUUAUGGACAUAGUGAAAUAUAAGAUUUUGAUCUAACAAAGGAAUUACAACAAUAAAAUUAAGAUUUAAAGAAAAAAUGA